Messenger RNA from Diatraea saccharalis (sugarcane borer), 2784 nucleotides. The record is from the annotation of a GenBank genome assembly. Lineage: Eukaryota; Metazoa; Arthropoda; Insecta; Lepidoptera; Crambidae.
AUGCUAAAAGCACCUGCAGAUAAGAGUAGAGGUGGAGCGCUUUCACGUGGAAAAUAUGUCAAAAUAACCGAUGAUGUUGUUGGUUCAAUGUUCGGUGCUGCUAUGGGCUCAGCUGAUUUAAAUAACGAUGGUCUAUCAGAACUAUUGGUUGGUGCACCAGCACAAGAUGACUUGGAAAGAGGAUCUGAAACAGGUGCACUCCAUAUUUAUUUGGGCGGUGAUGUAAGAACUGUCAACGAAGAUAUCAGGCACCGUAUUAUAGUCAGUAGUGAGGACAGAUCAAGGUUCGGAUCGGCUAUAGCAACCAGUGACGUGGAUGGGGACAAUUUUCCAGAAAUUUUUGUGAGUGCCCCCUACGAAGGCAAUGGAAUAGGGGCAGUGUAUAUACUAUCAGGUUUCGAAAUAAAUGAAAUGGUGAUAAGCAAACAUAAACACAAGCACACACCUUUAGCUACACUAAAAAGAACUCAAAAGAUAUCACGUGAAGAGUUUAAAACGUUUGGUUACAGUUUACAAAAUAUUCCUGAUAAGAAUAACAACGGGUGUGAUGAUUUAAAAGCUACUAAUGAAGUGAUUGGUAACGGUGCUCAGAUUGAAGCAUCGCAAAUGAAUAUACAAUGGACAGUGUCAGGUAAUAAACUAGAAGAAAUAAGAUGCAAAGAGGUACUCGUGAAAUUAACAAUAGAAACGUCUUUGCAUUGCUUGAUUUUAUUACAUAAUACAGUUACAGAUUUGUGGCUUACAGAAUUUAAUACCCGUUGGGCAAUGAUAAGUUCCCAGAGUUCCUUGGAAUCCAGUUUAGAAGUAUCUCGACACUGUACCGGGAAAGACUGUGACCCUGACUUGAUUGUGGAUAUAAGUUGGCCCUUGAGCGAGGACUUUUACCAACUUGAUUCCUCAGACUCACUAUCUCCGUUGUUGAAAGUUCGGAAUAGAGGGAACAGUUCAUUUGAAGCAUGCGUAUUAGUACGUGUGAGUGGAGCUCCAGUAUUGCAAAUUGAUUGUGGAGAUUACAUCGAUGGAUACAAGUGUCACAUGCCUAAACCUCUGAAAAGGAACGCUGGGUACGAAAUCCCUAUCACUUUCAAUAUGAGUCAACCGUCGACACAGCAAAAGGAGUUGCGAAUACAAGCCUCUGUCUUUGACUUCUGCAACCAGGCGAAUGCAACCAGCAAAGAGUUUGAAUGGAUUAUGCCGUAUAAAGUCGAUAUUGAUCAAAUACUUGUGAAAAGGUUGAGUUUCAUAAGCCUUUUAUGCCUGUUAUCAGUUGUCAUCACAUUUUGAAGAAAUUGAGUAAUAUUGAAAUUCCAAAAGUACCUUUUACUGAAGAUAAUAUUAAAAUGGUUGCAUCUUAUUUCAGUUUAGGACACAAUCGUACAGUUUCUGAUGUAGAAAUACGAGAUCUUAGAGUUGAAACGAUCAAUGAUGCACACGAAUAUUGGGUAAAUAAAUAUAAUUAUGAAUUUAUAUAUUCGAUAACGAUAAUACUGUUCAGAAUGCGAAAAGACUUGACAUAUUAAAAUAAAACGAAGUUUCUAUGCUGAUAUCCUUCCGAUUCACUAAGUUAAGGAAGAUAAGUUUAAAUUGUUUGCCAUGAAUAAUAUAAGCUUAGAAAUUUACUUUGAACUCUCGUGAAAAACAUAUUAACGUUUUCAUUAUUGAGUAAAUAAAUAAAGUAAUUAUUUUGUAAAUUAUAAAGAAUACUAAAAUGCUAAAAUUGCAAUGAAGAGUGUAAGGUAUAUUUUUGGAGAGGUGAAUCUCUUUUUGUUUGUACAGGUGAUCAACAAGGGCUCUGUGACAUGGAAGAAUAUGACUGUGAUUAUUACAAUAGAUAAGAAACCUUUCAUUCAGUCAUACGAUGUAAGAUAAAAUUUCUCAGUUUAUUACAUAAUGAUAAUAAAAUAUUUUCGAUUUAUGAUUUAAUAAAAUUAGCACAUUAAGGAAUUGGGGACCUAAAAAAAUCCUCGAAGGACGCUAUCAUACUUAGAAAAAAGUGUUUAAUAUCUCUUUUCUUUUAUUUUUUACAUUUGCCUAUAAUUAAAAGAAUGUGUAAUUCCAUUAUUCCGUAGGUGUCGUCGUAUGAUUGCAUAGAGUUCUCCACUUCAAGUAUUAUAAUUUUUAACUGCACCUUAAACUUAAUGCCUCACGCUACUAUCAAGGUGAUUGCGACUAGCCGCAUAUCGAAAUCAAAGAUAAUGGAAAACUUGGAAGACGGAAAGUUGAAAGUGGCCUCAUCUUUAACUUUAUUACUAGAUUAUACUACAUUAUUUAGGAAAAAAAUAAAGUAGGUACAUUAUUUUAACCUAUAAAUUUAUAGUAUAAUAUCUAUUUAAAAGCAAUUUAUAUUCUUUUAUUAGGAUUUUUAACAUUUAAUGUUUUAUUACAUUUAAGUGUUGAUGUUCCAAACACAAUAAAUAUUGUAGUCAAAAAUAUUUUUAUUGUUUUAUCUAUGGUGUUAAUAUUGUUGAAUAGUUUAUCAAAUAGCUUCAUUUGUAUAUAAGUAAAUAUAUAUCAUCUCAUAAAAAAAAUGUAAUUAUUGUAAAUUACAUUAUCCAUUAUCAUCCACAACGUCAAUGUAUUUUAAAUAAAGUUUUGCAAAGAUAAUGAAAUGUUGCGAUCCGUACCACGGUAUACAUACAGAUUUACAGAAGGCUAAUUCUGACCGAAUUCACGCCAUUUAGUGAAGAAAUUCUAUUGAUUCUAUUUUUUGUUUAAAAAACAAAACAAAAUUGAUUGAUUAUAUAUGUCUUAGACAUUCUAUUCCUACGUCAUUUCGAAACUCAC